CUCGCAUGAUGCAUGCACACAAGAGGGCGAGCGAAGUGCCCCGCAACUGUGGGAGCGGCCCACUUCCCUGACACUCCCCGUCAUGCGCUCAAUAUCCGAGGCCGACCUCGUCGACCUGCACGGCAAGGUGGCUCUCGUGACCGGUGGAAACACCGGAAUCGGCUAUGCCACCAUCCAGAUGCUGGCGCGCAAGGGGGCCAAGGUCUACAUGGGCGCGCGGGACCAAGAACGAGCGGAAGCUGCGAUACAGCAGCUCGAGGCCGAGGGGAUCUCGGACGGGAGUGUGCACUGGCUGAAACUCGACCUUUCCGACGUUCGCAGAGUGCGAGAAGCUGUGGCGAGCUUCUGCAAGAAAGAAGAGCGGUUGGAUGUACUCGUGAACAACGCGGCCAAGACGUUCCCGGGGCCUUAUCGAGUGAACGAUGAUGGGUUUCUGGAUAUCAUGGCUGUCAAUCAUAUCGGGCACUUUGCGCUGACACAAGGGCUGCUUCCGCUCAUGAUUGAGACAGCCAAGCGGCCGAACUCCGACGUCCGGAUCGUCAAUGUAUCCUCUGUCGCGCACACCCAAGUCAAGCCGACGACAUUCGCGACAAGAGAUGCUUUGAACAAAAACUACGGAGACUCCGUCAUGGGCACUCUCAACACAUAUGGGAACACGAAACUGGCCAACAUCCUGCACAUGAAGGAGCUUCAAAAACGGCUCGCCGCCGAUUCGGUCCCCAUCACGUGCAUCUCGGUCCAUCCAGGGAGUGUGAAAACCACCGGGUCUGAUCAUUUCCUGGGCGCGGUGCCCUGCCUCGGAUGGCUGUUCCGAGACUACAUCGGUCCCCUCUUCUUCGGACCCUGGCGCAACGGCGCGAUACCGGUCGUGUUUGCUGCCGCGGGCGCGAAGGUCGUGGAGGAUAAUGAUAAAUACCGCGGCGCUUACCUGAUCCCGCCGGCCGCGCUGAGUCAACCGUCGAAGUACGCACUUGACGAGCGGCUGCAGAAAGAGCUGUUCGAUACGACGGAGACGAUUUUGACCGAGUUGAACUAG
Molecule: messenger RNA, 1036 nt
Organism: Mycena citricolor
Lineage: Eukaryota; Fungi; Basidiomycota; Agaricomycetes; Agaricales; Mycenaceae
Source: the annotation of a GenBank genome assembly